AAAGCCAAUGAACUUCCACGCACACACAUGUUAUUUGUCAGUAUCAGUCACAGUCAGUCAGUCAACACAACAGCAACUUUGUGAAUGUGAAGUGAAUUAGUUUCGUCAUCAAAAAUUCCUAAGAAUUAUAUUUAAGUUCACGAACAUCACAUCAUUCUUCAUUAUAUUUCAAAUAAUCUCCUAUGAAGUCUAAGACUACAAAUGAUUCAAAUUACCAGGCUGGAGAUAUAAUCACUGAAGAUUCACAAGAAUUAUAUUGUAUACAGACAUCUAUAGAAGGUACACCUGCAGAACCUGAAAAUCAAACCUCCCGUGAAGCGGAAAACGGCAACGUUGAGUUGACUAUUGUUGAAUCUAGGCUUGUUGAAGAAGACAUGGAUGGAGAUGAAAAGAAAGCACAAAUAUACUCACCAAACAGAAAACCUCAAAAUGCAAUAUAUGUAAAGUAUGCAAGUUUAUUAAUAUUAACUUUACAAAAUGCGGCAUUGGGGCUUAGUAUGCGGUAUGCUUUUACAAGGGAAGGAGAAAAAUUCUCUCCACCAGCAGCAAUACUCAUGGCCGAAUUAUUGAAAUUAGUAAUAUGUUUAUUUCUCGUAAUUCAAGAAUCUGGAAGUCUGCCUACUGCAGUACACUCAUUGUAUACCACAGUUAUACUUAACAUAAAAGAUACAUUACGUGUCGGAGUGCCAUCAUUUCUUUAUGUUUUACAAAACAACUUACUUUACGUAUCUUCUUCUAAUUUAGAUGCUGCUACUUAUCAGGUGACAUAUCAGUUAAAGUUGCUAACAACUGCAUUCUUUGCCGUAGUAGUUUUAAAAAGAAAACUAAAAAGGUGGCAAUGGAUUGCUUUAGGUCUUUUAGCAGCUGGUAUAGCAAUGGUGCAGCUAUCAUCUACUACCAAGGAGGCUGUACCUACAGCAACAACCAGAUCAGAGUCCAAAGUCAUUGGAUUUUGUGCAGCUUUAGCUGCCUGCUUUAUAUCUGGUUUUGCUGGAAUUUAUUUCGAAAAAGUUCUUAAGGAAUCCGAUGUAUCAGUCUGGAUGAGAAAUGUGCAGUUAAGUUUACUGUCACUACCGUUUGCAUUUUUAACAUAUCUAUUCAAAGAGAAAUCAUUGACUAAUGUACUAAAAGGUUUCGAUGGUUUCGUGUGGUAUUUAGUAGUUCUCCAGGCUGCAGGAGGACUCAUUGUAGCAGUCGUUGUCAAAUACGCAGAUAACAUUUUGAAGGGUUUCGCAACGUCCGUGGCGAUAAUAAUUUCCUGUAUAGCGUCAAUUUAUAUAUUUGAUUUCCGAUUAACUUUACAGUUUGUUUGCGGCACGACGAUGGUGAUAGGAUCUAUAUUUCUCUAUGGUUAUGUUCCUAAGAAACCAGAUCUGCGAUUAUCUUUAAGUGUAUGAUCUUGUUAUACGUAGGUAUUAUUAAAAAAGCUUACCACGCAAAACUAGCAUAAUUAUAAGUGGCGUAAUUACAACUAUUAGGCUCAAAUUGAAAAUCCGGCGUCGACGAAUUCAAAGUACGUCACGUCGUAGGAUAGAAAUUUAAUAACAUCAAUGAACAUUUACGCCAUGUAAGUAUAAUUCUCGUUUUGUUGUGCAAUAUUUUAUAGCUAGGUACUUAUUGCUAUUUUUAACACUAUCGGUUUAUGGGCUAUAGUUUAUUUAGGUACUUAAAUUAUUACUAUUAAUUCGCCCAUAAGUGAAAUUAAGUUAUUUUUCUUUUCCAGUAUUAUCUGAAUGAAAAUAGUUAAGUAUUUCGAACUAUUUUGGCGGCAACGAAUAGUGGUCAUAUAUUUAAGUUUUCUGACAUUACAGUGUGAGAAAGCAACAGAAAUAUUCAACUUUAUAAAUGUAU
This is a messenger RNA of Hyposmocoma kahamanoa, 1851 nucleotides long. It is a transcript of the gene Ugalt, whose product is annotated as UDP-N-acetylglucosamine transporter. The record is from RefSeq and is a predicted model, not a curated record. The coding region runs from base 183 to 1397 and encodes 404 amino acids. Gene Ontology annotation, biological process: pyrimidine nucleotide-sugar transmembrane transport. The transcript has 6 exons. NCBI's taxonomy places the organism in Eukaryota, Metazoa, Arthropoda, Insecta, Lepidoptera, Cosmopterigidae. Gene Ontology annotation, cellular component: Golgi membrane. Gene Ontology annotation, molecular function: UDP-galactose transmembrane transporter activity.